AUGGACUCGUUCAAACGCUAUGAUAAUGCUUUGAAUGAUUCAUGUGAUCUCUCGUUCAGUCCUCUAAUAGAGGAUAAAAGUGAAGUUUCUCUUACUUAUAAGAAUAUAUCUUCUAUAUCUGGAAACAAGAUCGUCAGGGAUUAUCCGGCAAAGCUCGAGAUUUCAGAUCCCAUCACGGGGGAUCUCGUCUCGAAGACGCAAUCUGAAAUAGAGAAAUGCGAAAAUUUAUGCGGAAGUGAGAAAAUAGAAACAACAAACGACGUCAAUGAAGACGAUGCCCCAACAGUUUCCUCAAAUUACGAUCAUACGUUCGAUUUAAAUCAUGAAAAUCCAUCUUAUUGCAAUUCUAGCAUGACAAGCGAGUGCAAUGUUUUUAUGGGCGACAAUCUCGAAUACAACGACACGACAAUCCAGGGAGAAGAUUCCAAGGAUGGUGAAAAGACAAUUAAAGAGGAGUUCCUGAUAGAUAAUCGAUACACAAAUUCUUUAUCAAAAGAUUUCGGCGGUAUCGAUCGAGCGGACGAAAAUAUUCGAGUUAAAUAUAGUGGAGAGAAAUUUGUCAAUUCAGGGAUUUCUUUAAAUAGUAUAAAUAUAGAAGAUAAUGAUGAUAAAGUUGUUGAUAAUUACAUUGAGGAAGAGAUUAAAAAUAAAGAAACGAGACUUGAACGGAAUAUUACCUCGUGUAUCGAAAAUCCUCCUCGAGAUAUCAAAGAAUUAGAUAUAGAGAAUAAAAUUGAAUUAAAUAUAGAGUCCAACGAUUAUUAUACAGAUAAUAACAAGAGUUAUCUCAAAGAUGCCAUCGAUCUACUGAAAUGUACAGGAGAAAAUAUGAAGCACAUGUUAAACGUUGAAGAAGACAAUAUAGAAAGAACAAUGACGGAAAUAAAAGAAAUGGAUAAGAUAAUCAAGAAUCUUUUGUAUACAAACAAUGACGAACAACACGAUUCGGUGGAAGAACGAAUGGUAAAGAGUUUAUCCGCAGAAUUGGAAAACGAUCCCGAUGAUGUGAUGCGGAAGAUAAUGGAAAACUGCUCCAAUGUUUUCCCAGAUUUUCAGCAACAUUUGUCGAUACGCGAAAAUUCGACUCUCAAUUUUGAAGAAUCAAGUAGCGAAUACAUGAUUCAGAAUUUUCAAGAAAACAAACUUUUCUCGCAUUAUCGCGAUAUUUCUGAUACUGCCAUAGAGAAAGAGGACAUAUUAAAAACCAUCAAAGAAGCGGAGAAAAUAUUAACUGAUCCAUAUCCUGACAUCAAUUUAGAAAAAUUAGCCGAAAUCACGUGUUCAGAUCGCUCUAGAUCGCAUAUCGAGAUUCAUGAAACUUUGGAGAAGAUAGCGGAUGAAAAAAGAAAGAUAGAAGAUCGAAAGAAGGACUCGUUGGAAACUCUAUCGAAAAAAUUCGAGCAGAUUGACAAAUUCAUUGCUGAUCGUUACGAUAUUUCUUAUACGUCUGACAAAGAUCCUCGUGAAUUCAAAAUUCCGGAGGAUUUCGCCAACGAUUCCGAUAGUCUCGAUGACUUUCAGGACGAUCGUGAAAAUGUCGUGGUUCCUCUAACGAAAGCCGAAAUAAUCGAGAAUUUGAAAAUCGAGGAGUUGGAAAAGGAACUCGCGAAUGAAAUGGAAGAGCACAAGAAACUAAUGGAUGAAUACCAAAAAAUCAUUGCUACGAAUUUAGAGGAGAUUCAGCAAGCGACUUUAGAAUCUGAAGCUAAGCAAAUUUAUAACGAAAAAACGGAUGAAGAAAUUGCAAAUCAAUCUAAAAAUGACGAAAAUAAAAGCGACGAAUUGAAUCAAAUGUCUGUAAUGAUGAGUGAUACAACAACAAUCAAAAUCGAUUCGGAAUCUGAUGACUCUUUCUCGGAAAAUUUGAAGGAACCAGAAAGAACAUACAUCAAAGGAAAGGUAUACGAUUUCGAUGAGAAAAAGCACGGCAUUAGAAUGACGGAGGAACUGAUCAGGAAGCAUUGCAAGGAACAGAAACUCUAUCAGACGCCCCAUUUGAACGAUGUUCUCUAUUUGCAUUACAAGGGAUUCUCCUUCAUCGAGAAUCUCGAGAAAUAUACAGGCCUCAAGUGCCUGUGGCUGGAGAGCAACGGUAUACGCGAGAUCGCCAAUUUGGAAAAUCAGAGCGAACUCAAGUGUCUGUUCCUGCACCACAACCUCAUCAGCAAGAUCGAGAAUCUCGACCAUCUGACAAAGCUCGACACCCUGAAUCUCUCGCACAACACGAUACGGAGGAUCGAGAAUCUCGACAGUCUCAAGUUCCUGAACAACCUGAACCUGUCGCAUAAUUAUCUGCGAGAAACCGCUGACAUCGAGCAUCUCCGUCUGCUGCAAGCACUCUCGAUCUUGGAUAUCUCUCACAACAAGAUCAACACCUGCGACGUCGUUGACGUAAGUCGAUAAUUACGCGCGUCGCACGCGAGAUGCAUAAACCGGAGUAUAUUUCUGAAACGGCAGGUGACGUUACACAAGCGAAUUUCCACACAUGAUGUGUAAACA
This is a messenger RNA of Camponotus floridanus (Florida carpenter ant), 2499 nucleotides long. RefSeq lists its product as uncharacterized. The coding region runs from base 1 to 2403 and encodes 800 amino acids. Gene Ontology annotation, molecular function: protein binding. The record is from RefSeq and is a predicted model, not a curated record. The transcript has 6 exons. NCBI's taxonomy places the organism in Eukaryota, Metazoa, Arthropoda, Insecta, Hymenoptera, Formicidae.